Molecule: messenger RNA, 496 nt
Organism: Pieris brassicae (large cabbage white)
Lineage: Eukaryota; Metazoa; Arthropoda; Insecta; Lepidoptera; Pieridae
Product: general odorant-binding protein 28a-like
Exons: 5
Coding region: 1-456 (151 amino acids)
Biological process (GO): sensory perception of smell
Molecular function (GO): odorant binding
Source: RefSeq, a predicted model, not a curated record
AUGUUUAUAAAAGUAUUGUUGACUUUGGGUCUGUUCAAUAUAAACUUAUAUGGAAUUUACGCGAUGACGGCAGACCAAAAGGCGAUGAUCCAUGCGCAUUUUGAAAAAAUCGGAGCGGAAUGUAUCAAGGAACAUCAAAUAUCUGUGGACGAUAUAAAAAACUUGAGAGCUAAGAAGUUGCCAACGGGCGAAAACGCUCCAUGUUUCCUGUCUUGUGUAUUGAAGAAAAUCGGCGUUAUGGAUGACAAAGGCAUGCUUCAAAAGGAGUCAGCCAUGGAAUUAGCGAAAAAAGUCUUCAAUGAUGACGAAGAGCUUAAAAUGGUUGAAGAUUAUCUUCAUUCCUGUUCCCAUAUAAACGGUGAAAGUGUAAGUGAUGGUGAAAAGGGCUGUGAGCGCGCAAUCCUUGCUUACAAGUGCAUGUCUGACAAUGCAUCACAGUUUGGCUUGGAGAUGUGAGUUCGUUUCUUCAUCCUACUCGUUUCAAUAUUCAAUUUGU